Conger conger (European conger) is the source of this 2666-nucleotide messenger RNA. RefSeq names its product ciliary neurotrophic factor receptor subunit alpha-like. Gene Ontology annotation, biological process: cytokine-mediated signaling pathway. Gene Ontology annotation, cellular component: membrane; external side of plasma membrane; signaling receptor complex. Lineage: Eukaryota; Metazoa; Chordata; Actinopteri; Anguilliformes; Congridae. The record is from RefSeq and is a predicted model, not a curated record. Gene Ontology annotation, molecular function: cytokine receptor activity; cytokine binding. The coding region runs from base 144 to 1217 and encodes 357 amino acids. The transcript has 9 exons.
GCAGCAAGAUACAGUCACAGAUCGCACCGCUAACUUUCUCUGCCGGAGCUUUCCCCCCCACACACACACACACGCGCACAUACCCCCACAGAGGAGGACGAGAGCGGGCGGGAGAGAGAACAGCGAGUCACCGCUUUAUUUAAAUGGCAAACAUAGUCCCCUCCGUCUGCUGCGUGGUCCUGGCCGCCGCUGUGGUGGUGUUCGCCAAGCGCCAGCAAGGAGCGAGGAUCCAGUACGAGAGGAUGGGAAGUGACGUCACCAUGCUGUGCGGGUCGCUGGGCGGCGACGCCUCGGCCACGUGGAAGGUGAACGGGACCGACGUGAAGGCCCGGCAGGUCCAGGAGGGCCCGAGGCUGACCCUCCUGGAGGUGAACCUGAGCAGCAAUGGGCUCUACAGCUGCUUCCAGAACCCCGACGGCGAGCGCCGGGACCAGAUCAUCCUGCGUGUGGGAAUACCUCCAAAGGAGCCAUCUGUAGCAUGCCGAUCGAACACAUAUCCCAAGGGAUUCUACUGUAGCUGGCACCUUCAGGACCCAACCUACAUCCCCACCGACUUUGAUGUCCAUGUCAAACAUAACCAGAAAUCGCUGGAGACCCAAAAAGACGCAGUGCACAAGAACCGGUGUCACGUGAAGUUUCCAGAACUCUUUUCAAGCUUCAAAUACAGGGUGAACGUGACAGCAGUGAACGCGCUGGGAAAGGCAUCCUAUGCCAUCACCUUCGAUGACUUCUCCAUAGUCAAACCCGACCCACCAGAGAAGGUGAUCGCCAGCCCCAUCCCAGACAACGUACGCCGCUUGGAAGUGAAGUGGAAGAGCCCGUCCACCUGGCCUGAUGUGGAGAACUUCCCCCUCAAGUACUUCCUGCGUUACAGACCGCUGAUCCGGGACCAGUGGCAGCACGUGGAGCUCUCCGACAGCACCCACCACACCAUCACAGAUGCCUUCGCAGGCAAGGAGUACAUCAUCCAGCUGGCAGCCAAGGACACGGAGAUCGGCACCUGGAGUGAAUGGAGUGUGGCUGUUCAUGCUACGCCCUGGAUGGAAGAGCCUGAGAAGGUCAUCUCUACCACUGAGGCAGAGGCUAUUGUGGAGACGACCCCGUCUCCAGCCCCUCCGUCGCCAAAGUGCCGGUUAGGCAUCGCCGUGGGCGGAUGCUCAGCGCUCCUGCGGUCGACCCCUCUCCUCCUGGUGUCUGUCCUCCUCUCUCUCAUGUGAGAUCUAUGAUGCAUUCCUGUGAAAGAAAUUGUGGAGUCUUCUAUUUAGAUUUUGCACUUGUUUAAAUGGAUAUUGUGCAUUGAUGCUUUAAUUCAUGUUCCUCCCCCAAAGAAAAAGAGAAAGGAAACACACAAAGAAAAGAAAAUAAAAAAACAAAAACCAUGCACAGACACCGGAUUUCAAACCAAAGGGAAGUGAAGGGUGUGGGGACCUGUGUCGCUGACCGCGUGUUGUACUCGUCUGGCAGAACAAGAAGGAAUUUGUUGUAAUUUUUGAUUGAUUUGGCUGGCGUUUUGCAUCACCAUUUUGUCCAGGCUCCAUGCAGCUAAGUCAUCAUGCCAAAGACUUUUCUUGAAAAUUACUUCCCAUAAUCCUUGGCUUCCCGCAGCCUGUGCCUGUGUGUCAAGGAUUAAUCCUGCAGUGCAAUCUCCAGCAACUCACAGAGCGCAACAGAGAAGCAAGAUAUAAUCCUGCUGUGUCAACUAACAUUUUGGGGGAAAAUAAUCACAUUUUGUAUACUGUCAUAUUCCGAAGUGAAUACUUCAUGUUCCCACGACUUCACAUUCUAUUGGAGACCACAGCAAUUAAAGUUAAUGUAUUUUUACACUGACAGGAUUUUCUACUUUGUUUCUGCCUUAAAGUCACUAAAAUAAACACAAAUUAACAUGGAAAUCUGUUCUUUUUUUAUGUCAUACACAUAGUGCAAACUAAUUUUGAAACCAGUCCCACUGCCCUGUGGUACUUUAUGUUAAUGUUCAAAUUUGGCAUUUAAUAACAGAAAACGGAAGUAAUGCAAUAGCAUAUAAGAACAGUGUAAUUACAAAACAAUGUGGAAAAAUUAUACUGUUAUAUUAAAGAAGAAUCAAUUUCAUUAAUCUAUGAAUAGCCUUUCAUUGUACUGGUAUCCAACAGAGCUUUGGAAUGUAACAUUUAUUUCACCUGCUUUUCAUGAGGUUUAUAGAUUUAAGAAACAAUUAUAUUUGUCAGUCCAUUAUGAAUAAGUUCAAAGUUUACAAACUGUUGGACUUUUAAUAUUGUGUCACAUUUAGGGGUUUUAUUCAAUCUUCUUUUUUUACAAUUUUAUUUCAACUGGAAAUAAAAAAGGAUGUCAUAUUGGACAAAAUCUAAUCAUUCCUUAGAUGGGCUGAAGUUGCCCUAACUUAGUUUGUAGUACUUUUUUGCAAACCACAAAAGCUAAGGAAUUAUUUUAUAUUAUAUUCUUAUUUUCUAGUUAAAUCACAUCUGUGAGCUUAGAUUUCCAGGCACACAUAUUUGCUAAAUUCCCCCAGUCAUAUUUUGUAAACUAUGAUAUGUAUCUUUAACAUGAAAAGUUUAUUAUUUAAUAAUGUAUGUAUUAGCCUUAGAUUCUUGUAACCUGUAUCUGGGUUUUUUUAAAUAAAUGUAUAUAAACAGAGAAGUUGUUCAUUAAAUGUGACCAUUUCACAAUGA